This is a messenger RNA of Aspergillus mulundensis, 1047 nucleotides long. RefSeq names its product thioesterase family protein. Bases 1 to 1047 code for a protein of 348 amino acids. Lineage: Eukaryota; Fungi; Ascomycota; Eurotiomycetes; Eurotiales; Aspergillaceae. The transcript has 2 exons. The record is from RefSeq and is a predicted model, not a curated record.
AUGAACGCAGGAACCGGCCACGGUCCAAAAUUCGAAGACGCAGUCCGCGUAACGGCCGACCAUGGCCACGAGUACAACGGGUACUCCUACUCCGCAUUUCUCCAGAAAUCCUUCUGCAUUGGGACAGUGCCUCAUGGCGGCUACACGAGUGCAGUCCUAUACAGGCUUGCCCUGGUGCACUUUGCAACCGCCCAUCCAGACCUGUAUAAGGGGGAACCGGCAACGCCGAUAUCAAUGCACUUGACCUUCCUCAGGCGCACGGCUGAGGGUCCCACACAGCUGAGGGUGCAUGAUAUGAAAUUAGGCAAGAGAACUAGUUCCCUGCAUGUUGAGCUGCUACAACCUAAAGAUCAGAGUCAAAGUGGCAACGAAAUCAACGAAGAUAGAAUGGAGGUUAAGGUCGCCGGAUACAUUACAGUCAGCCCGGCCACCUCAGAGGUCGGCGUGUCAUCGAAGACAGAUUGGGAAAUCCAUCCGGAGCCCGUGGCCGGAAGUCGAAGCGACGGCGGGGUCGACUUUGAGCGGCUAUCCAAGACAGGUCGGGACGAAGCUUGGGUGCGACAGGACCCGCCAUUUGCAGAGUUUCGCAAGGCCACGACGCAGGUUGAGUUGUUCGGGGUUGACCCGGCGCGAAAGAAGCGCAAGAACGGGAUCGUGGAUCAGUGGGCGCGGCUGAAGCCGGAGGGGAUGGCCGCGAGAUGGAGCAAUGAGGGCGUGGUGUUUCUCACGGACAUGUUCCCCAUGGCGCUGGAUGGGUUUGAUAUGAUGGCAGCUGGGGGUGAGUCGAUCUCUUCGACUGGAGGAGCUGGGCCCACGGCGAAGUACUGGUUUCCUACUGUGUCACUGAGUAUUGAUUUCAAGAAGAGGCUGCCCGAGGCUGGGGAGGAGUGGCUGUAUAGCCGGGUUGUGACGAAGGAGGUACGUGAUGGGAGGACCGAUUUAGACGUGACAAUUCUGAAUGCAAGGGGAGAGAUUGUGGCCUUGAGCACGCAGAUUGGAUUGGUGGUGAGUGCCAGUCGGAAUAUUGGGAAGCGCGCGCUGUUGUAG